AUGGAGGGAGACAUUCUCCCUCCAAAGCUUCAAAAUUCAUUCCCUCCAAAAAUGGAGGGAUCCAAGAAAAAGACAAAAAAAUAUUAUAAGAAGAAAGUAACUCGAAAGCCUGCAUCUAGAGCUCGGACUGAGGAGACUAUUACAGCAUCGAUUCUAAUUGAACCCUCCGUUCAGAUUCAGACUAAUCUACAGAAUGAAGCAGAUGGUUCUUCGGCUGUGCUGGAAGGGAAACAGGGAUUACAUUCGCAGGGGCCGAGUACUGAGGGUAUACACGUUCACCUGGUGGAAGAUGAUCUGGGUAAGGAUAUGGAUUCAAAUGUUGGGAGGGAGGACUUUCAAGCCUCUGCCCAGUCUCAUUGGGCGAAUCUCGGAGAAAAACUUCAGAUUAAUGAAUCGUCUAAGCUGCAUUAUGAGGAACCCCUUAUGAAAAAUGGGAAGAAAGUUGCCCAAAUUGAUUUGGAGGAGGUUUCUGAACAGGCUCAAAAUUGGAAUUCAGCUGUGAUUUGUAUGGUUUUGGGUGCAAAUCCACCAUUUGCUGUAUUUGAAGGGUUUGUUAAAAGGAUUUGGGGACAUUUGGGUAUUGAACGGGUAGUGAGAAUGCACAUGGGUCUCACCAUUGUCAAGUUCAAUGAUGAGGCUACAAGAGAUUUUGUUUUGGAGAAUGGAAUUGUGCAGUUUGAUAGGAAGCCGGUUAUUGUGAGGCCUUGGACUCAAGAACUUGAUUCGAUCAGAUUAGUGCGAUCUGUUCCAUUAUGGAUUCGUUUGCCAAAUUUAGGGCUGCAAUAUUGGGGGAAAAACUGUCUAAGUGCCUUGGUUAGUACAAUUGGGAAGCCUAUUAUGGUGGACAAGUUUACUAAGGAUAGAUCUAUGAUAAGGUUUGCUAGAGUUUUGGCUGAGAUGGAGAUUACAGAUGACCCUCUUUUCAUAAUCCAUUUUGUAAAUGAACGUGGACAACUUCAGGAGCAAUUUGUGGAAUAUGAAUGGCUUCCCAUUAAGUGUUCGACAUGCAAAGGCUAUGGGCAUAAUGCUGCAGAAUGCAAGAAAACUGAAACAAAAGCUUGGGUCACUAAGAGCAAACCAUAUCAAAAUUCGACCAAUCUUGCUCCUAUUUCAGUGGCUGCUAAGGCAACAACAGGAGAGACAUCUGAGACUCAAGAGGAGCUUACAGUGAUAUGGACAAAGAUUAAUACAGUGGUAACUGGUAAUGAUGAAGCUGUGAUUCAGGACAGGGCUCAGAUUAAAAAUCUGGUUCGGUCUCCAGCAAACAAAGAGAACUGGGAAGUUCCAAGGAAAAUUGGGACCUCAAAGAGCAAAGGUAAGACAGUGAGUUCUCAUUUGGACAAGGAUAAAAAUGUGUUUAAAGUGCUUCAAGAACAGGUGACAGGGGAAAUGAGUGGGGUUCCAUUUGAUUCAUUUCCUGAUGGAUUGCACAAACAUACUUAG
This is a messenger RNA of Humulus lupulus (European hop), 1443 nucleotides long. RefSeq lists its product as uncharacterized. The record is from RefSeq and is a predicted model, not a curated record. The transcript is spliced from 2 exons. Bases 1 to 1443 code for a protein of 480 amino acids. Lineage: Eukaryota; Viridiplantae; Streptophyta; Magnoliopsida; Rosales; Cannabaceae.